CAUGUACAGACAAUCCACACCUUCUCUCAGUGCAAUCCGUGCCGUGAACCCAUCGUACACACCAGGACACGCAAUGAAUUUCUCCGGAUCCGCCAGCAUAUUCCUCAACCUCUCGACGGCUGUCGGUCUCCUGUCGCCAUUGUGCGCGCUCGUUGAACCCAUUUUCAAUUGAUCACCUCCAACUCUUUUCCAAUUCUCAGAUCCGGGGCAAACGCGAGGAUGUCAAUAGGGAUGGAACAAAUGUACGACCUUUGAGGUACUGACUACUGUAACCUCGGGCCGGGCAACUUCGACGACCUCAACCUUAUAUGUACGCUUUAGAUCCCCACUCUUCAAGAAGGAAGGGAGUACAAAGCAAACGAACCCACUAGCCAGCCAGCGACUCGUCACAUUCCCCCCGAAAUCUCACCUCGCACACAUUUUUAUUCCUUCUCAUACGAUAGACACGGAGCGACUAUUGACGGCGCGGAACCCGUAGCCGCUACACGUAGUCCGCCUCCAGAAAGCCCUGUCGCUCU
Messenger RNA from Cucurbitaria berberidis CBS 394.84, 518 nucleotides. RefSeq lists its product as uncharacterized. The annotation marks the transcript as partial. The record is from RefSeq and is a predicted model, not a curated record. The transcript has a single exon. NCBI's taxonomy places the organism in Eukaryota, Fungi, Ascomycota, Dothideomycetes, Pleosporales, Cucurbitariaceae.